Lutzomyia longipalpis is the source of this 2257-nucleotide messenger RNA. RefSeq names its product resistance to inhibitors of cholinesterase protein 3 (gene RIC-3). Lineage: Eukaryota; Metazoa; Arthropoda; Insecta; Diptera; Psychodidae. The coding region runs from base 294 to 1802 and encodes 502 amino acids. Gene Ontology annotation, cellular component: intracellular membrane-bounded organelle; neuron projection; neuronal cell body. The transcript has 12 exons. Gene Ontology annotation, biological process: protein localization to cell surface; synaptic transmission, cholinergic. The record is from RefSeq and is a predicted model, not a curated record.
UUAGCUACAGAACAGACAAUUCGCAAACGAAUAAAUUAACAAAAUAAUAAUAAUCUUAAGCUAAAAUUAAGAAUCCUUGAGGAAUAUUUCGUUUAAAUUGGUUACAAAAUUAAUUUGAAGAUUAUAAAUAAUCCUGAGAGAAAUUUUUUUAACAAAUUAGUGAAAAAUUGCAAGGCUUUUGAGGGUUUUCCUGAUUUUUCCUAAUAGUGAUGAUAGCUGACAUGAGAAAAUUCCUCACCAAACUCUAAAAAUAAUAUUCCCUCAAUUGACCCGACCCAAAAGAAUUUGGGAAAAUGGCUUAUGUGUCCUCAGUUCCUCCAACACGAUCAGAUCCACCGGGUCUGGGUCCAAAAAAGACUUUUUUCGUAUUGGUCACGGUUGUUGGAUGCAUAGCAAUUCUAUGGCCUAAAGUAUUUCAACCCAUGUUUAUGGGUGCCGGACAAGGCGGCAGAUCACUCAUGGAUGACCACAGGGGAUCAGGAUGCUGUGAUGUGGUACUAGAUUCAGAUGAAUUUGCAAAUGUCUCUUCGACAAUUUCGUCCAUAGAGCAUCCUAAAAUAUUUCGAAAGAACAUCAAUUUAUUUACGGGGGAAAUUAGUAUAAGACAGGAGCGACCUCCUCAUAUCCGUCCUGAUGCUAUUCAUCCAGCAAUGAGGGAACGUGGUAGAGCAAUACCGUCAACGCAAACUAUUCCCAUUGUAGAUAGAAAUACUCCAACAGGCAUACCUGGAUCAAGUCGAGUGGUUGACGGACGACCGCGACCAAUGCCAAAUUUACCGCGACCACCGAUGGGAGCUGGUUCAAUUCACCAAGCUACGGGACAAAAGUCAACGAACACAAUGGGUUUCGUGAUGCCUCUUUAUACCAUUGGGAUUGUUUCCUUCUUCAUUUACACUCUAAUGAAGAUUGUUAUGAAGAAAUCAAAUAAUAGUUCACCCUAUCCAAUACCUCAAAAAGAAGAUCCAAACUUCAGGAAUGUAGUUUUUGAGCAACAAGAAUAUGCGGGAUACAAGCGACCCAGUGAUUCAGGAUCAUCGAAAUUAGGAUGGAAAGAACAUGAAGCAAAGUUCAAUGAGACAAAACAUCCUCCUGCCUCUUCUAUCACGAAUUUGUCUUUUAUGGAAAAAGAAAAGGAAGACGUCAUGGAGAUUACUUUGCUACGAAAAAAAUUGCAGGAGACAGAGAGUACAAUGGCAAAUAUAAUUGCGGAAUUGGGGAAAGUUGCUUCCAAAAAAGAGGGAAAUCAGAAUUCAACAGAUGUUUAUCAGCGACACGGACAAAUAAAGCCAGCAGUAGAGGAAACACUCAGCAAUGGACAGGUGAAUCAAGCAGAAAAGUUUGAAGAGAAAUCAACAAAGCAUAAAAAACGCGAUCUCAGCAGUGAAAGGGCGACCGUUAAGGUUCUGGGUAUGGAAAUGACUGCCAGUUGCCAAGGAGGACAAAAAUGGAGUGGUCGUCCUCCGACUCCAGUUUUUUCUUCACAGUUUCAUCCACAUUCCCCCCCAUCGGAGGAUGCUGAGGAGAGUCCAGAGCCACAAAGUAUAUUCUUACAGGGAGCUUUGCCGCAUGAAUCUCAAAUUUUAGUGGCAGAUUCUGCUGUUACGGAGGAAAAUAUUGAGACGGAUGAUGAGGAAAAUGGGGCAAUUGUUCUUAGUAGUAAAAUGACUCUCUCCCUAAUCAGUUUGGAUCCUCCCGAAGACAAGGAUAAGUCUGAAAGUGAUGUUGAUGAUAAGGAAAAUUUAAAACCAGAAAGAGAAACAACAGGAAAAGUCAAUGAAAAACCAACAAAUGAGAAGGAAUAAAGAAAAGAAUUUUUCUCUUUAUUGUUAGAUCUACCUAUUUAAUAGCUUUAGCGGGUUUAGCACCAUGCCUGAUAUUUUGUGGCCAACCAAAAAUAUUAAAUAAUUCUCUUACCUAUCCAUUAAUUUUGAAAUUGCAUAUAGUAGCGAUAACAUUGUGUAUGGCAUUUUAUGGUUAGAUAAUGUGUAAAAGGGGUAAAAGAAUUUAAUCCGGAUUUUUUGGUUUCUUUUAAAUGUAAGCUAUUGUAAGGAAUUUAAAGGGUUGUAUUGUUGUACGGAUUUAGUGCUCCAUCCUGUAAAUAUAUUUAUGAGACGCGAGGAGAUAAAACGAAUUGCAGAAUUCUUGCAUUUUGCACGAUUGAAAUAAUAAAUAAAAUUGCUGUAACACAUAAUGUAUGUAGGUUGUAAUUUGUAAAUAGAGCGUUUUGUCUGAAAAUAAAGUAUCAUCGCAAGAAUUA